Bipolaris maydis ATCC 48331 is the source of this 204-nucleotide messenger RNA. RefSeq lists its product as uncharacterized. NCBI's taxonomy places the organism in Eukaryota, Fungi, Ascomycota, Dothideomycetes, Pleosporales, Pleosporaceae. The record is from RefSeq and is a predicted model, not a curated record.
AUCAACUUCAAAGAUGCUGUAGGAAGGAAAUUCACUUUUCCAUAUCAUCUAAUCAAGUCAUGGAAGGGCAUGGAAGAACUCAUCAAGCAAGCCUUCCUCCAUGUCGAUGUAAUUGGGCCUCAUGUUCACCAAGGCCAUUACGAUCUUGUCGGGCCCGACGGCCAAGUCAUCCUGCCACAGGUCUGGCAAGCCCUAGUACAGCCG